Molecule: messenger RNA, 777 nt
Organism: Aspergillus terreus NIH2624
Lineage: Eukaryota; Fungi; Ascomycota; Eurotiomycetes; Eurotiales; Aspergillaceae
Product: putative GPI anchored cell wall protein
Exons: 2
Coding region: 1-777 (258 amino acids)
Source: RefSeq, a predicted model, not a curated record
AUGAGAAACUUUGCUACUGUUGCGGCCUUUGCUGCCGGCGCCAAUGCCCUCGUCAGCAGAGGCGGAAACUGCUGUUUCCACCUCAAGGCCACCGGCGGUGCUUCUGGCACCAUCGGUCAGCUUGAUGAUGGCCAGAACCGUGUCUAUGGUGGACUGUCUGAGGCCCAGUUUUGCAUCGACUCCAAUGGUGCUAUUACCGAUGAGAACGGCCGCGGUUGUAUCGUGACUGAUGACACCACGCAGUUCCAGUGCGAUUCUGGUGCCACUGCCACACCCGGCUUCUCCAUCAACUCCCAGGGUCAGCUUUCGUACAACGGUGAUUCCGGCUUCGUUGCAUGCGCGACUGGUCAGAACGGCGGAAUGAACCUGUACACCACCGAGAGUGACAAGGUCACCCAGUGUAAGGACAUCUCUCUGAUGGCCGACUCUUGCUCGGGUUCCGGCUCUGGCUCGAGCUCGAGCUCUGUGGCCGUGCCGUCCUCGACGCCGGGUGCUGGACACAGCAGUCCUGUUCCUGUCCCCUCGUCUAGCGCUUCGGUGCCCGCUCCCCCUGCGAAGACCACCGUCCAUACCACCAUGACCACCACCUACUGCCCUGAGACGGAGUCGACUGUCCCGGUCGUCACUGUCCCCAGCUCUAGCACCCCCGCUGUGCCCACUGGUCCUGCUCCCUCUCAGCCUGCCGGUUCCGAGACUCCUUCGAGCCCUCAGCCCCUCUGUGCCGGCCUCCAGCACUCCCGAGGCUCCUUCUUCUCAGCCCUCCCAGACGGCUACUAG